CCACGAGAUGAAGAUGUGGUAUCUGUACCUCUUUUUGUUACCGCUAACUGCGAGCUUGAUACCAGAAGAUGAUCCCCAUUGUAAGCCCAAUCUCUGCAUGAACUCGGAAAUUCAUGUGGGCUGCUUUCAACCUAAGGCAGUAGGUGAGCAAUGCGGGAAAAACAAUCUGUUCCUGAACGUUAAUGGAGCCUUGAAGACUGGCAUCCUCAGCAGGAUCAACAUGUUGCGCAACUAUGUGGCCAGUGGAGUGGGCAACUAUUCGGUAGCCGCUCGCAUGCCGACGAUGGGCUGGGAUUUUGAACUGCAGAGGCUGGCGGAUAGACAGGUUCGCCAAUGCGAUGAGACGGGAAAGUUUUGCGCCAAUACCGACAAGUAUCACUAUGUGGCAACCACCGAAAUCCGUAGCAAGAUGGGACGGACCAAGAGCCUUAAAAGUGCGAUUUUAGAUAAAUUGCUGCCGGAGUUGUUUCUGGAUGUCAUGGGAUGCAUGAUGAACAGUCAGAAAUUAGUGCCAGUAAGAGAAGGAACCUGUGUGGGCCACUAUAUGCCCCUGAUUCAGGACCAUGGUUCUCGUAUGGGAUGCGGCCUUCGUGUGAAAGGUAGGGACGAGAAGGAGUCAAAUAUUAUCCUGCUCUGCCACUUUUCGCGGGCCAGUGUGAACAACCUGGUUCCGUACGAAGAGGGCCAGAUUCCUGCCGGGAAGUGCGCCACUGGACCGAGCCAGAUGUACCAGUUCCUCUGCAGCGAGGAUGAGUACGUCGAUGCCAACAGCAUGGUGGUGGAAUCGAAUAUGCCGUCCAGCGACCAAAUACAAGUGGACAUUUAGGGUGUUAUAUAAUUGUACACUUAUAAAAUAAGUGCUUAUGCACUUAAUAUUCACAUAAAUACUAUUCAUGAAAUAAAAACCUUUAAAAUCG
Drosophila melanogaster (fruit fly) is the source of this 917-nucleotide messenger RNA. RefSeq names its product antares (gene antr). The transcript is spliced from 3 exons. The record is from RefSeq and is marked reviewed. Bases 8 to 826 code for a protein of 272 amino acids. Gene Ontology annotation, cellular component: extracellular region. NCBI's taxonomy places the organism in Eukaryota, Metazoa, Arthropoda, Insecta, Diptera, Drosophilidae.